Molecule: messenger RNA, 1383 nt
Organism: Aspergillus fischeri NRRL 181
Lineage: Eukaryota; Fungi; Ascomycota; Eurotiomycetes; Eurotiales; Aspergillaceae
Exons: 3
Coding region: 1-1383 (460 amino acids)
Biological process (GO): ubiquitin-dependent endocytosis
Cellular component (GO): cytoplasm; cytosol; plasma membrane
Molecular function (GO): protein-macromolecule adaptor activity; ubiquitin protein ligase binding
Source: RefSeq, a predicted model, not a curated record
AUGGAGUCAGCAAUUGAUAUGUACUGGUUCCACAAUGACACUCCUACUGUCGUGACUCAGAUACUUCGCGACUUGGACAAGAAGAGGAAAUUGGCUAUUGUAUUGGAACUGACUGAGCCUGCCUUUUUCCUUCCCGAGGCCACGGGCAACAGACCUGUUGUGCUUCGGGGCCGCUGCACGUUGAUUGUCAAACGGCCGCUGAAAAUCAAACAGGUCGUGGUGGCCCUGGAUGGGUUUUCGUAUAUCAGAUGGCCCAACCGAGUUCGCGAAAUGGGAAGCGUUGUCAAUUGUGCUUUGACACUGUUUAAUUCGAAGAAGGACUCAAAAUCUCAGUUCCAUUAUCAGGCGAAAGAGCCCGAGAAACUCACCGCAGCUGUCACGGAAAUUGAAGGGCCGAAGAAGAAGUUCAACAUGCUCCACAACAUUGUUGAGAAGCUCCGUCUGCGUUCCCCAAAAACCGUCCCAGAUCUCAGCCCCGAAUGCUUUGCGCCUGGAAAGUACUCUUAUGAUUUCGAAAUGAUACUGCAUUCCGGUCUCCCCGAAUCUACAUUCGUUGAGGGAACGAUAGUUCGCUAUCAUCUCAAAGCGAGCGUCAAGUGUCACUCCAUGCUCCGGGGCAUGUACAAAUCGACUGAGGUCGACGCUGUUCGCUGCCCUACCGAUGCGUACGUCGAAGACUCCGUGGGCGGCAAUUGGGCUUUGCAUGUUGACCGCGUUUUGCAUGCGGACAUUACCCUGCGGAGGAAAGGCAUCGCUUUAGAAGAUUGCCUUCCCGGCUCAUUCAAGUACAAAGGAUACAAUGACACCAAGUUCCGCAAACUUCAGGUCUUUCUGGUUGAGGACGUCAGAUAUUUCAUGCGGGACGGGACGCGGGCCGGUAAGGCUCCUUAUAAAAAGUUACUGCUAUAUGAGACUUUGAAUCACGGCCUCAGGCCGGAUGUGCACUCGCAACAAGGAGGCGAAGUCUCUGAAGAGGAGCUCAACAUCUUUGAAACAAAAUCGACAAGAUUCCCUAUAUCUUCUAACAACUGUGACACUCCUGACGGCGAUGCCCCUCCUCCUACUGAAACGAUUGGCUUCGACUUCGAGCUAAAGAUGCCUAAGUGCAAAUCGCACAGAGGUGCUCCAGAAUUCAGAUACAUGCACUAUGACACGAAACUUCGGAGUGUGGCGGUGUCACACUUCUUUGAGUUUCAGGUGUAUGUUUUUAUCAAUGGCAGGCCCGCUACAAAACCUUUUGAACGACUGGUCCCCUUGACGCUUCGCUCGUGUUACACUCAUGAAGGCAACACAACCUUGCCUCUCUACUGCGAGGAGCGUUUGCCGGUUUACUCAUUGCUUUCCCCGGAUGCCCCAGCGUCGACUAUUGAUCAUGAUCUAUGA